Brettanomyces bruxellensis is the source of this 1692-nucleotide messenger RNA. RefSeq lists its product as uncharacterized. Gene Ontology annotation, cellular component: membrane. The coding region runs from base 1 to 1692 and encodes 563 amino acids. Gene Ontology annotation, biological process: transmembrane transport. The record is from RefSeq and is a predicted model, not a curated record. The transcript has a single exon. Gene Ontology annotation, molecular function: myo-inositol:proton symporter activity. Lineage: Eukaryota; Fungi; Ascomycota; Pichiomycetes; Pichiales; Pichiaceae.
AUGCUACCCAAUUCAUCGUCUCCUCUCUUUGCCGCCAAAAAACCCCUCUACACCAGUAUUUCCAGCUUGAGACAUAACCCCACACCGUCAUCCGACUCAGUCUCCGCACAAGGCAGUGCCAGGCUGGCCCCCUCUGUCUCAAGCACAUCGUCCUCAGCAAUCCUGGAAGCACAGGUGAAAACCCCGUCGCGUUUGGUCAUAAUCCUCACAUUCGUCGCAUCCAUCUCCGGAUUCCUCUUCGGUUACGACACAGGAUACGUGUCAUCUGUGCUCGUGUCAAUCCGAUCAGAUCUAGGCGGUACCCCCUUGACAAUCGAGAACCAGGAGUGGAUCACGUCUGGAGCCUCCAUCGGAGCAUUUUUCGCAUCUUUUCUCGCCGGGCCUCUCGCAGACUACUUCGGCCGACGUGCAACCGUGGUCACAUGCGACGUUCUUUUCGGUGCCGGCGGCAUUUUGCAGUUCACGGCAUCCAACCUAACCCCCAUGGUAGCCGGAAGGCUCAUCAUGGGCCUUGGAAUCGGCUUCGGAUCGCUCAUCGCACCUCUCUACAUUUCAGAGCUCUCUCCUCGCAAGUACAGAGGCAGGCUAGUCACUGUCAACUGCCUGGCAAUCACUGCUGGCCAGCUGGUCGCGUACGGGGCAGGGGCGUUUUUCCAGCGGGUGAAUUCCGGCUGGAGGUACACCAUCUUGCUCUCACUUCUUCCCUGCUGUGUCCAGCUCAUCACAGUCUUGCUUCUGCCCGACACCCCGAGGUACCUCAUCAAGGCGGGCCGCUUUGCCGAGGCGGAGCGUGUUCUAAGGCAGGUGUACACACGUUCGUCCGGCGAACUCAUAGACGGCAGCAUCGAGGAAUUGUCUGCCUUGAAUUCCGAGCAGCCGUCGAGCACGGGCUUUUUUGGCAGUUUACUCACCUCCACGAGGCUGUUGCUGGGCUCUCCAUCCAAUCAAAGAGCCCUCUUUAUAGCCUGUGGACUCCAGGCUGCCCAGCAGUUCGUUGGCUUCAAUGCAGUCAUGUACUUCGCAGCGACAAUCUUCAAGAUGCUGGGCUUUGCAAACUCCGCCACUGCCAGCUGCCUGGUUGCUGCAACCAACUUUAUAUUCACCGGGCUGGCGUUCCUUACCAUCGACAGGGUGGGAAGAAGACGCAUGCUACUUUUUACGAUGCCUGCUGUGUGUGUCUUCCAGAUACUGUGUGCUGUUGCUUUUCUGGGCAUCGAUGUUGAUGUUUUGCAAGCAAGUAUGCAGCUUACAGUGGAGCCGAAAGUGGAGCCCAUAGUAAAGCCUACAGUCAAUCCUAUAGCAAAGUUUACACUCAUUCCUACAACCUCCACCUUUACAGUUCUCUCCUUGAUCGGAUUCGUCGCCGCCUAUGCCUCCGGCCUCGGAGUUGUUCCCUGGCAGCAAUCGGAGAUGUUUCCGCAGUCGGUCCGGGGCCUCGGAUCCGCCUUUGCCACUGCCACCAACUGGUUCGGGUCAACAGUCGUCUCCGCGUCCUUUCUCACGCUCAUGCACAUCCUUACACCGCCAGGCACCUUCCUCCUCUACGCCGCCGUAACUGCACUCUCCGGCAUCGCAGUCUACCUCACAUAUCCUGAAUUGGGCUCUCUGCAGCUAGAAGAGAUCGGCGUGCUGCUCCGGAACGGCUUCAACGUCCGUAAAAGCGUCGAAGUACACAGAGAAAGACUGGCGUAA